Trifolium pratense (red clover) is the source of this 3278-nucleotide messenger RNA. RefSeq names its product protein argonaute 4-like. Bases 278 to 2995 code for a protein of 905 amino acids. Gene Ontology annotation, biological process: regulatory ncRNA-mediated post-transcriptional gene silencing. NCBI's taxonomy places the organism in Eukaryota, Viridiplantae, Streptophyta, Magnoliopsida, Fabales, Fabaceae. Gene Ontology annotation, cellular component: cytoplasm. Gene Ontology annotation, molecular function: protein binding; RNA binding. The transcript has 23 exons. The record is from RefSeq and is a predicted model, not a curated record.
GUAAUCCGCGCGUGUCAUAUUCCACUACCAAAACCGUUGAUUAAAUCUUAUCCAUCCAUCACAUCAUUGAGUGUGAUCAUCACACUACAUCAUACGAACCGUACGUAAUAUACUGUAGAAACGUCACCGUUUGUUAUAACUUGACGCAAUAGAAACUACGGUGCGGUGCACCCUCACACACUCUCACACUCCACUAUUUAAAUACCACCACAGUGAGUGACGAGUGAGUACGGUUCACCAAAAAACUUCACUCUCGUUUUCUCUCUGAUUUAAGGAUAUGGGUUCCCAAGAGACUGAAGACUGUUUGCCCCCACCACCUCCUAUCGUUCCUUCUGAUGUGGAGCCAAUCAAAAUUGUUGAACCAUAUGAGCAUGUCAAAAGGAAGCUUCCUACUAAGGUUCCAAUGGCUAGGCGUGGCCUAGGUUCAAAGGGAAACAAACUUCCUUUGCUGACCAAUCAUUUUAAAGUUGAUGUGAAAAACACUGAUGGAUACUUCUUCCAGUACAGUGUGGCUUUAUUUUAUGAAGAUGGACGCCCUGUUGAAGGCAAAGGUUCUGGUAGGAAGAUACUGGACAGAGUUCAAGAGACUUAUAAUUCUGAGCUGAAUGGAAAGGACAUUGCCUAUGAUGGAGAGAAAACUCUCUUCACUAUUGGCUCUUUAGCACAGAACAAGCUUGAGUUUACAGUUGUUCUUGAUGAUGUUGUAUCAAACAGGAACAAUGGUAACUGCAGCCCUGAUGGGCAUGGAAGUCCAAAUGAUGCUGAUAGGAAGAGGUUGAAAAAAUCCUACAGAUCAAAGAGUUACAAAGUUGAGAUCAGUUUUGCCUCCAAAAUUCCACUGCAGGCCAUUGCCAAUGCCUUGAAAGGGCAUGAAACAGAGAAUUAUCAAGAAGCCAUCAGGGUUCUUGAUAUUAUCUUGAGACAACAUGCUGCCAAACAAGGCUGUCUGCUUGUGCGACAAAAUUUCUUCCACAAUGAUCCUAAGAAUUUUACUGAUGUUGGAGGUGGUGUACUUGGAUGCAGAGGGCUGCAUUCCAGCUUUAGAACCACACAAAGUGGGCUGUCUUUGAAUAUAGAUGUGUCCACAACUAUGAUUGUCCGUCCUGGACCUGUUGUUGAUUUCUUAAUUGCAAAUCAGAAUGUUAGGGAUCCCUUCAACCUUGACUGGAAUAAGGCUAAAAGGACUCUGAAGAAUUUGAGGGUUACAGCCAGCCCAUCUAACCAGGAGUACAAGAUUACUGGGCUGAGUGAAUUGCCUUGCAAAGACCAGCUGUUUACACUGAAGAAGAGAGGUGGCGGUGAAGAUGAUUCUGAAGAGAUCACAGUUUACGAUUAUUUUGUUAACCGCCGAAAGAUUCCUUUGAACUACUCUGCUGACCUUCCCUGUAUCAAUGUUGGAAAGCCUAAGCGCCCUACAUAUGUCCCAAUUGAGCUCUGCUCAUUGGUAUCCCUCCAACGGUAUACCAAAGCCCUUUCCACUCUUCAAAGGUCAUCCCUUGUGGAAAAGUCAAGGCAGAAGCCUAAAGAACGGAUGACAGUCUUACAAGAUGCAUUGAGAACAAGCGACUAUGGCUCUGAGGCUAUGCUCCGUAACUGUGGCAUUUCAAUCACCUCUGGGUUCACACAAGUUGAUGGGAGGGUUUUGCAGGCUCCAAGGUUGAAGUUUGGCAACGGUGAAGAUUUCAGUCCCAGAAAUGGGAGAUGGAAUUUUAAUAAUAAGAAAAUUGUGCAACCUGUUAAAAUUGAGAAAUGGGCUGUGGUGAACUUUUCUGCUCGUUGUGAUGUGCGAGGACUUGUAAGAGAUCUGAUCAAAUGUGGAGGAAUGAAAGGAAUCCACGUGGAACAACCAUUUGAUGUAUUUGAAGAAAAUGGUCAGUUUAGGCGGGCACCGCCUUUGGUAAGAGUUGAGAAGAUGUUUGAAUAUGCUCAGUCCAAACUUCCAGGUGCUCCUAAGUUUCUCCUUUGUCUGCUUCCGGAGAGGAAGAACUCGGAUCUUUAUGGUCCGUGGAAGAAGAAGUGUCUUGCUGAUUUUGGAAUUGUUACUCAGUGCAUAGCUCCAACUCGAGUAAAUGACCAGUAUCUGACAAAUGUUUUGCUGAAGAUAAAUGCUAAGCUUGGUGGAAUGAAUUCUCUGUUGGGUGUUGAACAUUCUCCAUCUAUUCCUAUUGUAUCAAAAUCUCCCACUCUCAUUUUGGGCAUGGAUGUUUCUCAUGGUUCACCUGGGCAAACUGAAAUUCCUUCAAUUGCUGCGGUUGUAAGCUCGAGGCAAUGGCCUAUGAUAUCUAAAUAUAGGGCAUGCGUCCGAACUCAGGGUGCGAAGGUGGAAAUGAUAGACAAUUUGUUCAAGCCAGUAGACGACGAGAUCGAUGAAGGAAUUAUAAGGGAGCUCUUGAUUGAUUUCUAUACAAGUUCUGGGAACCGAAAACCCGACAACAUUAUCAUUUUCAGGGAUGGUGUCAGUGAGUCCCAGUUUAACCAAGUGUUGAACAUUGAACUGAGCCAAGUCAUUGAGGCAUGUAAAUUUCUGGAUGAAACCUGGAAUCCCAAGUUUUUGGUGAUUGUUGCCCAGAAGAACCAUCACACGAAAUUCUUCCAGCCUGGAUCCCCAGAUAACGUGCCACCUGGAACUGUUGUUGACAACAAAAUUUGUCAUCCUAGAAAUUAUGAUUUCUAUCUGUGUGCACAUGCAGGAAUGAUUGGCACAAGCAGGCCAACACAUUAUCAUGUUCUUUUGGAUGAGAUUGGCUUUUCCCCAGAUGAUUUACAGGAGCUUGUGCACUCGCUUUCUUAUGUUUAUCAGCGGAGCACCACUGCUAUCUCUGUUGUUGCUCCUAUCUGCUAUGCACACUUGGCUGCUUCCCAGGUUGGACAGUUCAUGAAGUUUGAGGAUAAGUCUGAAACUAACUCCAGCCAUGGUGGUGGUAUCAAUGCCUCCCCUGUCCCUCAGUUGCCCAAGUUGAAUGACAUUGUCUGCAAUUCUAUGUUCUUUGUUUGAGUUGAUCAAGUUAUUAUGAUCCUAAGUAGUUCUUGCACAAUCAAACUUUAUUUAGUCCCAAGUCUUAACUAUUUUGAUGCCUGUUGGAUUGAACCUUUGCUGAAAGGUCAGGUCUCUUGAAUACUUGUGGACACAUGUCUUCACACAUGUGUCCUUUUUAUCAGCUAUUUUGGAUGACUGUUAAUAUUUACCUUUUGCUGAAAGGUCUUUGCGAAUACUUGCUGCCACUUGCUUUCAGCUAUUUUGAUGAAUGAAUGUGAAUAUCUAUUUAUGCUUUGCUAAA